Molecule: messenger RNA, 1183 nt
Organism: Hyaena hyaena (striped hyena)
Lineage: Eukaryota; Metazoa; Chordata; Mammalia; Carnivora; Hyaenidae
Gene: CRIP2
Product: cysteine rich protein 2
Exons: 8
Coding region: 62-688 (208 amino acids)
Source: RefSeq, a predicted model, not a curated record
GGCGGCGCGGUGGCGGCGGCGGGGAGAGGGCGCGGGCUGAGGGCCGACGGGCGCACCGACCAUGGCCUCCAAGUGUCCCAAGUGCGACAAGACCGUGUACUUCGCUGAGAAGGUGAGCUCUCUGGGCAAGGACUGGCACAAGUUCUGUCUCAAGUGUGAGCGCUGCAGCAAGACCCUGACCCCUGGGGGCCAUGCUGAGCACGACGGGAGGCCAUUCUGCCACAAGCCCUGCUACGCCACGUUGUUCGGACCCAAAGGCGUGAAUAUUGGAGGUGCGGGCUCCUACGUCUAUGAGAAGCCGUCCGCCGAGGGUCCUCAGGUCACCGGCCCCAUCGAGGUCCCCGUGGUCCGGGCUGAGGAGCGCAAGGCGAGCGGCCCCCCCAAGGGGCCCAGCAAAGCUUGCAGCGUCACCACGUUCACGGGGGAGCCCAACAUGUGUCCUCGCUGCAACAAGAGGGUCUACUUUGCCGAGAAGGUGACCUCUCUGGGCAAGGACUGGCACCGCCCGUGCCUGCGCUGUGAGCGCUGCGGGAAGACCCUAACUCCUGGCGGGCACGCGGAGCACGAUGGCCAGCCCUACUGCCACAAGCCCUGCUAUGGGAUACUCUUUGGACCCAAGGGAGUGAAUACUGGCGCGGUGGGCAGCUACAUCUACGACAGAGACCCAGAGGGCAAAGUUCAACCCUAGGGCUGCCACUGGUCCAGGGAGCUGGGCCUCUGCUGGCCCCGCUCCAGAGCCCACUGCUUGGCCCUGGGGGGGAGAGCGACCAGCCGUCCAGCCCCCCCUGCACGUCUGGGGCCCGAGUGUUGUGGGGGAGGAGGCCUGCCUGCCCCUCCCUCUUUCUCUGGGUGUGUCUGCCCAUGACCCUCUUUUAUGUCCACGUGGCUCCACAUGGCCCUGUGUGUCUCCCGGCCCUGGGGGGGUCUAAGGCGGGCAUCCCGCUCCCCCUCCUGCGGCCCCGGCCUGCCUCACAGUGUUACUUCUGCUCCCCGCGCCGUGUCGGCCCAGCCACGCUCUACACGGCGUCCCCAGGGCGGACCCAGGGCUUCCCUGCCAGGAGCCCUCCGCCCAUCACCCUCACUGCCCUGCAGCGCUUGCCUGACACCCUCACACGGCUCAUACUUAACUGCUGAGUCUUGCUGUCAAUAAAGGUUUGAAGAUCGGGGGACCCUGCCUGCCUCA